AUGGGCCGGCUGUCAACUCAUAAGCCGGUGGAAGCUCCUGAUGUAAUCAGCCCUCGCUUGGUGGACUUAGCUGUCGAUAAGCAGAGAGAAUGGGAGGCAGCAGAGGGGGGGAGCGAAGGCGGAGCAGAGGAGGCGGGAAGUCCCGUGGAAGAGUAUGAGGAAGAAGACGAUGAGCAACAAGAGGGGGACGGAGAAGAAUAUCUGGUCGAUGGCGGAGAGGAAUAUGAGGAAGGAUAUGAAGAGGAAGAGAAUGAGCAGAUGAGCGGAGACGGAGCUGGAGAGUUUGAAGAAGGUGGAGAGGGUGAGGGGGGGUACGAGGAGCAGAAUGCGGACGGCGAGUUUGCGGCAGCGGAGAGAGAGGCGGCUGGGGGGGUGGAGGAGAGGGAAGCUGGGGGAGCUGGCAGGUAUCAGCGGGGGGGGGGGAGUGAAGGAGAAAGCGAGGGGGAGGAGUAUGUUGAGGGAGUGGAGGGUAAGUAUGAAGAAGGUGGGGAGUAUCAAGAGGAAGAGGCGGAAGAAUUCCAAGCGGAAGAUCUUCAAGAGGACGGAGCGGAAGGGUAUCAAGAAGGGGAACCAGAGGAGUAUCAAGAAGAAGGCACGGAGUAUCAGGAAGAAGGGGGCGAGUUGCAGGAGGAAAGUGAAGAGAAGCAAGGAGAAGGCGGAGCAAAUCAAGAAGAAGGAGGCGAGUAUCAAGAAGAAGAGGGCGACUUCCAAGAAGAAGGAGGCAAGUAUCAAGAAGAAGCAGGCGAGGAUUAUCAAGGGGAAGGCGGAGAGGGCUACGCUCAGGAAGGGGGGGAGGAGUCGCAGGAAGAAGAGGGCGGAGAGUACGAGGAAGAAGCAGAAGGAGAGUACGAAGAUCAAGCAGGCGAAGGGUACCAAGAGCGAGAAGCUGUGGAGAACCAAGAAGAGAAAGGUGCUGAGGGAAAGUAUGAAGAAGGAGGGGAAGAAUAUAUAGAGGGGGGGGGGCAAUACGAAGGGGAAGGGGAGGGUUUUGAGGGGGAGCCGCAGCAGCUCGAGGGGGAGCAAGAGGAAUAUUACGAGGAAGGGGGGGAGGCUGGUGAGACCGAAGAAGCCCAAGCUGGAGGGGACGAAUACAACGAGGACGGGGAGAAUGUCGAGGAGGGUGAAAAUGCGGAUGAUGAGGGGGAAGAGGUUGACGAACUGGCCGAAGGUCAAGAGGAGGGGGCCUAUGCGGACGAAGAAGCUUAUGCGGAAGGGGAGGAAAAUAUGGUGGGUGAAGAGGGCGGUGAAAAAGUGGAGUAUGCUGAGGGAGAGGAAGCCUAUGCUGAAGGGGGGGAGGAAUUGCUGACCGAAGAGGGGGGCGAAGCAGCAGAGUAUGCUGAGGGGGAGGAAGGAUCUGCUGAAGAAGUUGAGGGAGAAGAGGGGAUGGAAGAGUACGCGGAGGGAGAAGAAAGGGACCGGUUUGAAGAGCUAUUAGAGGGAGACGUUGGACCGGAAGAGUGUGCGGAAGGGGAAGAGGAAGUUGAAGCGCAAGUGUACCCAGAGCAAGGGGCUGAAGGGGUUCAGGUGACAGCCGAAGAAGAUGAGGAGGUUGAUGUAGAAGAGGAGCAAGGAGAGGAGGCUCAAGCAGGGGCUGAGGAGUUUGAAAACGAAGCUGUCGGAGAGUUUGAGGCAGAGUAUGCCGUCGAGGAAGGUGAAGAAGCACAGAAUGAAGAAGCUGGUGGCGAACUCGAAGAGGAGGGGGAAGGAGGGCCUGAAUUCGAAGUUGCAGAAGGAGAAGGCGAACUAGAUGGGGGUGCUGAAUAUGAAGUUGCAGACGGAGUAGGGCAGGAGCUAGAGGGGGGGGCUGAUUAUGCUGUGGACGAGGGGGGGGGAGAGGAAGAUGAGGAGCAGAAGUUCAGCUUCCAAGUAGGAGGUGAAGAAACCGCUGGAGGCGACAUAGCUGUGGUUGAAGUAACUAAAGGCCAGCAGUAUGAGGAAGAAGAGUACUACGCAGAGGACGAAGGUACGCAGGAAAUCGGCUCGGGGACUGUCAGGAUUGAAGAAUAUGACGGAACAGACGAGGGGUCUUCUGAGCAGCGGGCAGGUGUGAUUGUUUACGAGGUUACGGAGGCCGACGGUCAAGAGGAAAUUGAAUUCUUGGCAGAGACUUCUGAGGAACAGGGAGGGUUAGGGGAGAUUGAGGCAAGGGUUGAGGAAGUCGAGGGGGACGCUUAUGAGGGCGAGCAGCAGGCCGCUUAUGACAAGCAGACGGCAGCAAGUGAACUCAGGGAUCGGUUCUUGUCAAAGGACUCCACACAGCAAUCCAGCAGUUCUGUAAGGGAGAAGACAGGAGCGCACUCAGGGAACAACUUCUCAUCGGUUUCCUCUGACCGCCUAAAAGCCGUGUCGAUCGAGGAGGCCGCAGGCCGCACGGUGCUUUCUCGCAGUCUAGUUGAUACAGACGACGAGAGUGAGCUGGUGCGCGAGCGCCAGUCCGUAACUCAGAGCAUGGAGGUGCGGAUGAGCCCCCGGGAGAGUAUUAACACCCCGGUGGGCCUCAGCCCCAAGAACAGUGUUGCGGGCCCCGGUGUGAAGGGCCUCCCGAUGCCCGAGGACGAAGUGUCGGCGCGGCUGCUUGCGAAGAGCGCCCGGGUUAGCUCAACCCGGUUAAGCGCAACCGGGGUAAGCUCAACUGGGCGCAAACGGAGCGUCACGGACGGGUCAAAAGCGGCCGGGUCAAGCCGCCGGUCAAGUAGCGCAGGCGGCGAGAAGACCCCUGCGGGUGAUAUCACCCCCAUGGUUAACGCGAACCUGGUUCAGAAGCAAGUUCCUCGCGCUUGGGAAGAGCCUGGCAGAGCAGCGGAGUCCGCCGGGAGCGAGUGGAAAACUGGUGAAGCUGAGCGGGACCAGCGUAUGGAGGAACUAGAGCGCCGGCUUCGGGAGGUGACGGAGCGGGAGCAAAGUGCGGCGCAGGACAGGGUGGCGACCGUGGCACUGCUGCAGCAGACUGAAGAUGAGCUUGCGUCCACUGCGGCGCACUUGGCGGAGCUGGCACGCGAGCGCGCGCGCUUCCAGCAGGAGCAGUACGGCGAGAUGUGGCCCAUCGUGUACAGCAAGGUCAAGCACCUCGCCGAGACCGCGCGCGCGUGGCUGCACGAAACGGGGCCGCGCAAGACGGCGCAGCAUCUGGAGACCGUCGAGGCGGAGCUCUUCUCGUUGCUGGCCGUGAUGCACAGCGGCCAGCCCGACUCGUCCACGCUCAAGGAGAUCGUCCAGUCGGAGCGGCUGGGCGCGGCGCUCGACACGGAAAAGACGCGCGCGGAAAAGCUCGCGCAGCGCGCGGCGGCCGCGGAGAAGCAGCUCAAGAUGGCCGUGCGGAAGAACCGGGUCCUCGCAAUAGAGAACCACCUCGCCAUCCAGAAGCUUCACAGCUUAGGGGUUGUCUCCAUUCCGCUCCAGCCGCUAGCGGCGGACAUGAGCAACAUCGACAGCUACGAGCCUCAGAUUCCGGGUUAUGAUUUUACCCCUGCCUCUACCCCCGGGGAGUCGCCCCGCUUCGGCAAAGACUCCCCCGAGAGAAUGGGCUUGCGCCAGAAGAUCGGUCGGAACUCGCCCAGGUCCACUUUCAGCCCCCUGUCGUCCCAGAGGGCGCCCCAAUCACCAAUGGGCCUCCGCAAAGUGCGCGCGCACACGUCGCUGACGUCAUCCACCGCAAAAGCUGACGUCAGCAGCCCGCGGAAGCGGCACUCGAACCCCAGCGACAAGAGCACCCAUCUUGUGGCUGAGUCGGUCGCCCUCUCGAACGGUUCCAUAUUCAAACAGGGGGAGAAUGUUGCCCCUAGCCUCCCCCCCCGGGCGCGUAACAGCGCGUCGACGGAGCAGGGACACGUGUCGAGAUCCGACUGGCUGGCGAUCGCCAAGCAGGCGGCGCUGCUGAAAGGAGUCGUCCCGGAGAACCGGACACACACGGGGCUCCUGAGGGGGACACUUGCUAAAGACGCGACCCCCGCUGAGAUUGACAGCGCCGUGAAAGCGCUCAAGGCGCAGUUCGAUUCGGCGGGCGUCCCGUGGCCCCUCACCAAAGUGGGCGACCGCGCCUAUCGACUGGGCGCCAAAAAGCUCGCGCUCAAACUGACGGCGGGCAGACUCAUGGUACGGAUUGGAGGCGGAGCCGAGAACAUCCUCGACACGAUUGAAAAGACGGCACUCAGUGCGGCCGCCUGA
Molecule: messenger RNA, 4164 nt
Organism: Klebsormidium nitens
Lineage: Eukaryota; Viridiplantae; Streptophyta; Klebsormidiophyceae; Klebsormidiales; Klebsormidiaceae
Source: the annotation of a GenBank genome assembly